AUGGCAAAAGCCAUGGAAGCCACCGCAAGGUCUUCUUCAUCACUCCACGUCGUCGUGUUCCCAUGGCUCGCGUUCGGCCAUAUGAUCCCCUACCUCGAGCUCUCGGAGCAGCUGGCGAGGCGCGGGCACGCCGUCACCUUCGUGUCCGCGCCGAGGAACCUCGCCAGGCUGAGGCCCGUCCCGGAGGACCUCCGGCCCCGCGUCCGCCUCCUCCCCCUGCCCCUGCCCAGCGUCGACGGCCUUCCUUACGGCGCCGAGUCGACGGCCGACGUCCCGCCGGAGAAGGUCGACCUCCUCAAGGUGGCUUUCGACGGCCUCGCCGCCCCUUUCGCCGGAUUUCUUGCCGGAGCCUGCGCCGGCGGGGAGGGUGCGACGGGAUUCGGCAAGAAGCCCGAUUGGAUCUUCGUUGACUUCACACACCACUGGCUCCCGCCCAUUGCUGAGCAGCACAAGGUACCGUGCGCGUUGUUCUCCAUCUUCCCGGCAGCGUUCAUCGCCUUCCUCGGCCCCAAGACGGUGAACGACGAGCACCCGCGGAGGACGGCGGAGGACUUCACGGACCAGCCGCCGUGGAUCCCGUUCCCAACCCACAUCGUCCACCGUCUCCACGAGGCCAAGCAGUUCGUCCAGCUGCAUUUACGCCCCAACGCCGCCGGCCCGUCCGACUGCUGCCGCUUCUGGGAGACGGAGCAGCACUGCCCGCUCGUCAUCGUGCGCAGCUGCCGCGAGGUCGACGGCCCGCUCUGCCCCCUCCUCACUGACCUCUUCGGCAAGCCUGUGGCCCCGUCCGGCCUCCUCGCUCCAUACGACGCCGCCCAAGAAGCUGUUGCCGACCGUGCCGGCGGCGGCGAGGAUGAGGACAAGGCGAGCGCGAGUCUCAUGCGCUGGCUGGACGAGCAGCCGGCGAGGUCCGUGAUCUACGUCGCGUUCGGGAGCGAGGCACCGCUGACCCCCGAGCAGGUCCGCCAGCUCGCAGUCGGGCUGGAGCUGUCGGGCGCUCGGUUUCUCUGGGCGCUGCGGGAACCGAGCGGCCUCCUGAUCCCCGACGGGUUCGAGGAGCGCGUGUCCGGGCGCGGCCUCGUGCGCGUGGGGUGGGUGCCGCAGGUGCGCGUCCUCGCGCACGGCGCCGUGGGUGCGUUCCUGACGCACACUGGGUGGAGCUCGCUCAUGGAGAGCUUCCUGUUCGGCCACCCGCUCGUGAUGCUACCUCUGUUCGCCGACCAAUGCGUCACGGCGCGAGCCAUGGCGGCGAGGGCGGUCGGCCUGGAGGUGCCCAGGGACGAGCGCGACGGGUCGUUCGCCGGGGUCGACGUUGCCAGGACGGUGCGGCGGGUGAUGGCGGAGGGCGAGGAAGGGAAGGCGCUCGCCCGCAAUGCCAGGGCGUUCCAAGAGAUUCUCUGCAACAGGGCGAAGCAGGACAAGUACGUCGACGAGCUAGUUGAGCACUUGCUCCGACUGCAAUAG
This is a messenger RNA of Triticum turgidum subsp. durum (durum wheat), 1464 nucleotides long. Lineage: Eukaryota; Viridiplantae; Streptophyta; Magnoliopsida; Poales; Poaceae. The record is from the annotation of a GenBank genome assembly.